UAGUAAGGGAAAAUUGGUUUUGUUUAUUAUCACAGUAUAGAAAAAAACAAAUAUCAACUGCUUGGUGUUAUUGUUUCUAUUUGUAAUGAGGUUAUGAUUUUAGUGAAGUGUUGUUAGCGCCUUUCAUAUUCAAAGCGCUCCAUAUUAGUGAAAACACGUAGAAGUCAUAUAACUAAAUGGAGUCCCAGAAGAGUACACCGAUGACUGAUGAAGAAAGGGAGAAAUUGGCUGCUAAACUUGAUAAAGAGCUUGAUGAUUUCAUUGAUGGUUUGGAAAAACGUUCUUACACUGAAGGUUGGCCUGAAGACAGAUGGCAAGAGGAAAUGGAAAAACAUCCAUUCUUCAUGACGAAAGCUCCAAAUCCCACAGACGAGUUAUCACCUCUUAUGGAAGGUAUACAACAACUGAAAUAUGAUUCUACAGAAAAUACACCGGAAGAGUUAGCUGCAACUUAUAAAGAAGAAGGCAACUUCAAUUUCAAAUGCAAGAAAUAUCGUUUGGCAAUAUUAAGCUUUACAGAAGGAAUCAAACAGAAGUGUAAAUUACAGACUUUAAAUGCUCAAUUAUAUAAUAAUCGAGCAGCAGCAAACUAUUUUCUAAAGAAUUACAGGACAAGUCUGGCAGACUGUCUGAUUGCUUUGAAGCUGGAGCCAAGAUACGAGAAGGCACUGGUUCGGGCGGCCCAAUGCUGCUAUUACCUCGGUAGGUUCCAGAGUUGUUUGGAGUACUGCGACCAGGUACUGGAGUUUGACCCUAACCACACCGUAAUUGUCAAACUGCGGACAGAUUCUGUCCUCAAACAGAAAAUGGCAGAAAGAGAUAAGAGAAAAGAAGCUAUAUUGGAGAGGAAAGCAAGAAUGGAUGAAGAAAAACUUCUCAAGGCAAUACAAGAAAGAAAUGUCAGAGUUCUUGGUUCAGAUAACAGUGUUUCCUCCUUGAAGGAGAUAGAGGCAACUUUUCCCGAAGCAGUACAGAGACCAGUUCACUUGGUGAAUGGGCGACUCGUGUGGCCUGUCAUCUUUAUGUAUCCAGAGUAUCAGACUUCAGACUUUGUUCAAGAAUUCCAUGAAGAUACAAAGUUUUCUGAUCAGUUGGCUGAAAUGUUCAGUGAGCUCCCUGAAUGGGAUGGGGACAGAAAGUACACUCUGGAUAACAUUCAUGUGUAUUUCGAAGAUCCUGAUGGUUGUGCCCACAUGGUCAACAUAGACAACACUUUAGGCCAAACUAUCAGUGAUAAAAGGUACAGAGUUGAUGGUGGUACUCCGAGCUUCAUUGUACUAGCUAAGGGAACCAAAGCUGAAGAGAGAUUCUUGAACUUACAGUAAAACUGUAUUGUUAAUGUACACAUUUUUAUUUUGUAAAAAACCUCUAAUAAAUACCUUAUUUUUACUGUC
Molecule: messenger RNA, 1394 nt
Organism: Homalodisca vitripennis (glassy-winged sharpshooter)
Lineage: Eukaryota; Metazoa; Arthropoda; Insecta; Hemiptera; Cicadellidae
Gene: Dpit47
Product: DNA polymerase interacting tetratricopeptide repeat-containing, protein of 47 kDa
Exons: 9
Coding region: 177-1325 (382 amino acids)
Molecular function (GO): Hsp90 protein binding
Source: RefSeq, a predicted model, not a curated record